AUGUAUUGGCCUAAUGGAGUCCCCCGGGUUUACGCCAUCAACGGCCCCGACAUUUCCGAGAUCUCCUAUGAUGAGGAUCGCCAACAUAUCCCUCCUUCUCCAGAUCAGCGCAGCUCAUUAGAGAAUAGUUCUGAUGCUACAGAGAGCUCAGAGGUGCCAGUCAGCGAGGCAAAUGAGCCAAUCACUGAACCCCGGACCCAAAAGGAUCACCCGAAAUGGGAGAGUGAAGCUAUCAAUGGCCUAUGCGUUUCUCGGUCUGGUCACAUAUUUGCGACUAUAACUGAGUCUUCAACUUCACUAUGGCAAACCAGACCAACCGCAGUUGUUGCUGCGUUAGUACGGUCCUUCUCUUCGCUGGAAAUUUACGGAUCUAAUGUGGCACUUUUGAUGCAUCCGGAUUCGUCAAUAUUGGUUGUUCAGACUCUAAAUGGAUACCUUCUCACAUACACAGUCGCAUCCGACCCAGCAACACGAGUCUACCAACAGCGGUUCGAUCAUUCAACGCAUCCACGUCGCCAACAGCUCGCGCACUUCUCUGCGGUCGAAGAAUCCAAUGUUGUUGGAGACAUCAGUAUCAGGUUCCGAAUGGCAAUCAAGAUUGAAUCUGGGAUUGUCAAGGCGCUGGCGCUGGAUCAGGAGCUGGUUGUUGCUACAGUUAAACCACCGGCCGUACAGUGUAUUCGGUGGAAUCGCGAUGCAAGUGGACCCCAGACUACAUCUGAAAUGCUGAAUCGCAUUCUGGGAACACCAAAAGAUGUCUCAAUCUCGGAUAUGGUUUAUGAUCGCGCCAUGAACCUAUUAAUAUGGCUUACAAGUAAUGGUCAGGCGUAUGCUGUGCAACGAGCAGCCAGGAGUCAGUCUGAUUCUGAAGCGCCGAAGAAGCUCUUCCAUGGACAUUGUUUCCAUGAUCCUAAGGAUGAGGGAGAGAAAGCAGUCAAGGUCACAGUGAACGCGCGAUUUUCUCUGCUGACGGUCAACUGUGCAAAUGGCGAGAUUCUGGUUUACACAGCCAAAGACUAUACAGGAAAUGUACCACUUUCUCAGAAGCUACAACUACCAGCAUCGCCUACAACUACAGGAGCAUUGACAUUUAUGAGCUAUUCGCCGGACGGAUACUGUCUCUUUGCUGGCUUUGAGAAUGGUUGGACAACGUGGAGUGUCUUUGGAAAGCCGGGAGGAAAUAGCUUCACUGUUGAUGUCUCUUUGGCGAAGUCAAAUGAAGAGAGUUGGCUAACUGGUGUCUCGAGUGGCUGCUGGAUUGGCGGUGGAUCCGAUAUCAUUCUGUCGGGACAAAAUGAUCGGCGUCUCUGGAUUCUGGAGACGGCCCGCAGCGCUUUAACGGGCUGCUUUUCCGCUGCUAAUCUUGCUCGGGGAUUGUUGCAAACGGGAACAGAAUUUAUUCUGUAUCGGGGUCAUGACUUGCCUGAAUUGAUGACUAUCUCGGGCAAAGAUUCUCUUUGGCAUCAUGCUCAAUAUCCACCUGCAUACCUCCAUUCCCAGUGGCCCAUCCGGUCAUGUGUCGUGUCUCAAGAUGGGCGGUAUGUUGCCAUUGCUGGUCGAAGAGGGUUGGCCCAUUAUAGUGUCAACAGUGGCCGGUGGAAGGUGUUUGAGGAUUCCAAAAUAGAGAAUUCGUUCGCUGUUCGCGGCGGUAUGUGCUGGUAUGGUCAUAUAUUGAUCGCCGCUGUGGAAAGCGACGGAUCGUAUGAGCUGCGUCUUUACUCCCGCGAGGCGCCAUUGAAUAAUAAUUCGAUGAUGUUUAUCGAGUAUCUUCCAUCCCCUGUGGUGUUCAUCGGUCCGUCUGGAGAAGACUCUCUCCUGGUCUACACCUACGACAACAUUCUAUACCACUAUAUCAUCAACGCCACCCAACCGCAAAUCACUAUUGUUCCUGUGGGACAAAUUGCGUUCAAUGGCAUUGUACGAGCUCCAACUCGUGUUAGAGCGAUUAGCUGGGUCUUGCCCGAGGAACAAAUGCGAAACGGUGAUCCUUCGCAGGAUGUUAAGGUAGCAUCUGUCAUUCUUCUAGUGGACGGCAAUCUAGUUCUAUUGCAGCCCACGGUAACGGAUUCAGGCGAUCUCAAAUACGACAUGCGGGUCAUUUCCCACGAUGUGGAAUAUUACAUAUUGAUGCGCGAUCAGCUCUCCUUCAAUUUCUCGCCUCAAGUUGACGAAUCCCUUCCAGCCAGUCCCUCUGUCGAGCUGGCUCUUGGGUCGUCUCAUAGCACUCUAUCGCUUCGAGACUCCCUAUGGAUGUUCCGCGGGCAAGAUCUUUUGGCAUGGAACGAUGUGCAUGAUAUUCUGCAGCAAGAGACGGUGCCGGCACCACUCAAUAUACCCCUGGACUUCUAUCCUCUCUCGGUGCUAUUGAACAAAGGCAUUGUACUGGGAGUAGAAUCCGAAAUGAUGCAGCGACGAGACGUCACAUUCACCAGCCUGAAGUUUGCCAUCCGAACCCAUCUCUUCCUCCCAUACUUCCUCCAAUACAGCCUUAUCAACCUCGGCACUCCAGCCACCCUCUCUCUCUGCCGACACUUCUCUCACCUUUCAUACUUUGCACACGGAUUAGAAAUCCUACUUCAUCACGUCCUUGACGAUGAAGUAGAUAAUCAGAGUCGCGCCAACAAAUCCGAUGUUCCAAUCCUCCGUGAGGGCCCUCUUCUCCCCACUGUCAUCACCUUCCUCCAGGCAUCUCUUCCAACACGCGAAUACCUCGACAUCGUUGUACAAUGUACCCGGAAAACCGAGCUCCGGUCCUGGCGUACCCUCUUCGCCUACCUACCUCCACCAAAGGACCUCUUUGAACAAGCCCUAAAACUCGACGCCCUCAAAACAGCCGUCGGGUAUCUCCUAGUCCUCCAAGCCUUCGAAGACGAGGACCAUGGUAACGACGGCCGCAUAGAGGAAUACGUCGUACGUCUUAUCGGACUAGCCUCACAAAAGGGUGACUGGGAACUCUGUGGCGAAUUAGCCAGGUUCUUAAUUGCUCUCGAUGCCUCGGGUGAAAUGCUGCAGCGUGCUAUUGGCCGCGUAGGACUACGUUCCUGGACCUCGAGGAACGGGAGCAAUUCCGGAUUCGGAUCGAGAUCUGGCUCAGCGGCUGGUGUUAAGGGACUAGGACUUAGUCUUCCUGUGCGUACCCCGUCCUGGUCAUCUCUCUCUCCGACGGGCUCGGGGUCAAUGUCUCCGAGCAAUGCUCGAGAUGGGAAUGUUUCGGAUGAAUAUCCCCAUUCAAUAGAUAGUCGAGACGAUAUUUAA
Molecule: messenger RNA, 3255 nt
Organism: Penicillium malachiteum
Lineage: Eukaryota; Fungi; Ascomycota; Eurotiomycetes; Eurotiales; Aspergillaceae
Product: RIC1 family protein
Exons: 5
Coding region: 1-3255 (1084 amino acids)
Biological process (GO): intracellular protein transport; retrograde transport, endosome to Golgi
Cellular component (GO): cytosol; Golgi membrane; Ric1-Rgp1 guanyl-nucleotide exchange factor complex
Molecular function (GO): protein binding
Source: RefSeq, a predicted model, not a curated record